Epinephelus lanceolatus (giant grouper) is the source of this 3091-nucleotide messenger RNA. RefSeq names its product transmembrane protein 88 a (gene tmem88a). Gene Ontology annotation, cellular component: plasma membrane. The record is from RefSeq and is a predicted model, not a curated record. NCBI's taxonomy places the organism in Eukaryota, Metazoa, Chordata, Actinopteri, Perciformes, Serranidae. Gene Ontology annotation, molecular function: PDZ domain binding.
GACACUAACAGCAGCCUUUAACACAGCCCAGCCUGCUUUCUGGGCAUUUGCAUCAGAGGCAACACAGGAUACGCACUCACACACACUCGCACACACUCACAACCACUCAAUCAUAUCUCAAACUGGAGUCGAGUGAGGAAACAGAAUGUCAGGGAAGGAAGCACUGAAGCCAGUGGGAAAGCAGAAUUUGCCUCAAGUCUGUUCAGCUCUUUUCUGACCCACUCUACAGGAGGUCUGAGGAGGAAGUUUGGAUUUAUAAAAGUUCUUAAAUAUCUGAUGAUAUUUUUGGAAAUAGUCCAACAUACAAGAGGAUUUUAGAUUUAGUUAGGUAGUAGAAAAUCCACUUGGAUACCGCUUUCAAGAUCUGGAUUUUCAAACAGAAAAGACAUAUAUCAGGAGGAAAUUCUUGAAAUUCUCUUUGUCUCUGACCGCUCACCGCUCUCCAGGUCUUUCACAGUGCCAUCAUCUGCUGCCACAGUCAAGCUUCAGGAGGAGGUUUACCACACACACUGACCACAAGAAAGAUGAGUCUGUCACGGAAUGGGACGCUGGAGAAGACAAUGUCCGAGCAGGGCCACUCUGAGCUGGGCUCCCCCUCCAGAGCGGGGUCAGGGGUCGUUGUGCCGCCUCCAUACUCAAUGGGUGGCAGCGAAGCUGCUGCUGAACCCCCACUGGAGUUAAGGGGCUCUCUAGACUGCUGGGCAUGCUCUGUGCUGGUCACUGCACAGAAUAUGAUCAUAGCACUGAUCAACGGUGGGCUGGCCACCAUCAUUUUUGGCAUCAUCCUCACCCCUGCUCUCGCCAUGAUCAUAUUCGGCUUCCUUUGCCACUCCACGGUGCAGCCCCAUGGAACGUCCCUGUAUUGCUCAGACAUACUGGAUGAUGCCGGCUGUGUGGCUCUGCUGGUCGUGGGCUUCCUGCUGCUCACCCCUCUGCUAGUCCUGGCACUCGCCGCCUUCUGUCGCCUAGCCCGACAUCUCCAGCUGGGAAUGUGUUUCAUCCCUUACAGCCGCGCCGUCUACAAGAACCUGCCCGCUUCACGCCAACGGAGAGGUGAUUCAGGAGGCUGUUGUGGAGGGCAGGGAGGUGGAGAGAGAGAGGGGAAGGGGAGCGUGUGGGUGUAGGAGAGGAGGAUUGUAUUUGGUGUAAUAUGUAUCUCUGUUUAUUGAUGAGAGUUGGGUUGUUGGAGUUUGGCUCUAAUGCAAAUUGCCACUGUAUUUCUAUUUCUAUUUCUAUUGCUAAAGCCAUUGUAAAAAGCCAUCAAAUGUCAUCAUUUAUAGUGAUUGUUUGUACGUCAGUAUUGCUUUUUUUUUAUACAAGUUCAAUAUAUUGAAUGUAUUUUAUACCUUUUUACAAUAAAGUGUCACUCAACCUGCCGAGCUUUAUGUUUGACAUCUGCAAGCUGAAACAGGACAAACUGUGAACUUUAUUCAAAGGGGAACUACACAUUUUCAAAACUCAAACAUGUCCUAUGCUCUUAGAUAGUCCAAAAAUAUUUGAACAACUCUCUCCCAAAUCCAGAAUCUCACUCAAUCAUCACUCAAAUGUGAUGUCAUAAGUUAUAAAGUUUGGAGCUGCUUUGAAGACAAUACAUGCUAGAUGCAAACAUGCUAUAGAUGACACUGAGAGCACCUAGGGGAAUGUUCUCAGUAUAGAUUGAAUCACAAUGUUUAUUCACAACAUCUUCCAGGCAGAAAAUCCUUGUGUCAGGUAAAGAAAAAUCAAACAGCCCAGAGCAAAUGCUGCCCUGAUUAGUUGCUGGUCUACUGUGGCCUUGAUUGGUUAGUGUGUAAGGUGAAGCAGAGUGAAUGUUCACAUAUAUAUAUAUAUAUAUAUAUAGAUAUAUAUAUAUAUAUAUAGCAUAAACUUAGACUGGUAUUGAUUUUUUAACACAGCUAAAAUACAUUUGGCACAGCAGCACAGCAGAAACAUCAGACAGGUUGGACCACAGUGUUUAACUAUAUAUCUUCAAAAGUUAGAGCUGAAAAUGACAACAGAAUUAGAUAAGUCUGCUGAUGUUAUGUAUCUCUGCGAUUGAAAUCAUUUGUUUUUCUACCUAGAAGUGAUUGUUGUUAGUGUGAAGUCAGGAUGAUAUGGUCUAUAUGGGUAGAUUUUCUGUUUCCAGAACACCACAAUACAAUAAAGCUCAGGGUAUAAACAAGAAAAACAUUCUGUGAUCCAUAAAAUCAGUCUCCCAUUUAUUGUCUAUGGAGCAGCUCCAGACUUUAUACCCUAUGGCAUUACAAGUUUGAGACUUACUUCUCUGGUUCCUGGCUUUGAGAGUAGCUCAUGUUCACAAAUGUUGAUUGGACUUUUCUAGGCUGUGGAAAUAAAAUAUUGGAAUCCUUAAUUUGGGUGAUGUUCCCCUUUAAUAAAAGGAGGUGAAGUUUAAAGUCUAAAGUGCAUUUUAUGUCCCAUGCAAACUUUCAGAGGCAACAUUAUUGUAAGUGUGUGGAUUUGGAUUGCAGUGAUCAAAGUCAUCAGGAUGUAAAGGCAAAGCAUGUUUCUUCUUGUUCUGCUGUUCCACAGACCUUCAUGGGACAAUGUUUUUCAGCUGUUCUCCAGCUGCCAAACACAUGUUGCCUGUAGUGUCCAAACUAGUUACAAGCUACAGUCAGUCUUCAAGGCGUAGGCCUGGGCAGUAUUUAUUUGCUACGCUACGAAAGGCAACCACGCACCAACCAUCUGUAUUAAUCAUAAGCUAAUGUAAUCAUUAUAAUAAAUAAACAAAUAGCCAUUAUUAUUACAACGAGCUAUAAUAUUACGAUGUACCACAGUUCUGUGUUUGAGCAAGUAGUGGUACAGUACCCCAGCAGUAGCUGUUGCUCAUCUGCUGUGGGUAGAUACAAUCAAUUAAAAACACUGUACUGUGUCUCUAUUUAAUUACUUUCAAGUCUAUUAAAAACAUGGCAAACAACAAUGUAAUAUGAUUGUUAUGUAGGCUAUCACUGUUAACUGUGAGAGUUUUUUUUAAGUGUUGUAAGUCAUAAGACAUGUCAUAAAAAAGUCAUAAAAAUGUCAGAGUAUAUGUCACAUAAAAGUCAUAAAAAAGUCAUGGGCCCUGAUUUAUUAAAUGAACAUACAACAGAAA